Molecule: messenger RNA, 8253 nt
Organism: Salvelinus fontinalis (brook trout)
Lineage: Eukaryota; Metazoa; Chordata; Actinopteri; Salmoniformes; Salmonidae
Product: transcriptional regulator ATRX-like
Exons: 35
Coding region: 32-7573 (2513 amino acids)
Cellular component (GO): nucleus
Molecular function (GO): ATP binding; ATP-dependent chromatin remodeler activity; ATP hydrolysis activity
Source: RefSeq, a predicted model, not a curated record
GGAGGUAGGUCAACAUCAGAUUACAGACCAGAUGGAGGAGGAGGAGGAGGAGGAGGCUGGGAGCUCAACAGAGACUGAGAGACCCUCCUCUUCUCACACCAAGAGGAAGCCUGCUGCCGCAGCCAAGCAAGUUGGAGGGAAUGAGUCCGACACCUCGGACGAGAGUGGACAGGAAGAUGGCGCCUCAGAUGGGAUGUUGGUUGUGCAGCCUCCCGCUGGGACUGACAACAAGGAGGACAAGAGCAGAGGAGCCAUGAAGCUCCGAGUGGACCUCUCACGGAGAAAGACAGGUAAAAUGAGCAAGGCCUCAGCUGAAUCUACAGACCAAGUGAUGGAGGAGGAAGUAGGUCCGCCUCCGAUUACAGACCAGAUGGAGGAGGAGGAGGAGGCUGGGAGCUCAACAGAGACUGAGAGACCCUCCUCUUCUCACACCAAGAGGAAGCCUGCUGCCGCAGCCAAGCAAGUUGGAGGGAAUGAGUCCGACACCUCGGACGAGAGUGGACAGGAAGAUGGCGCCUCAGAUGGGAUGUUGGUUGUGCAGCCUCCCGCUGGGACUGACAACAAGGAGGACAAGAGCAGAGGAGCCAUGAAGCUCCGAGUGGACCUCUCACGGAGAAAGACAGAUACCACUCUGCAGGAGAGAAUAGACUGCACCGCCUGUGGACAGCAGGUCAACCACUUCCAGCGCCACUCAGUGUUUGAGCACCCCAUGCUCCAUGUGCUCCUCUGCAAGUCGUGCUAUAAGUAUUACACCAGCGAUGACAUCAACAAAGACGAGGACGGCAUGGACGAACAGUGCAGGUGGUGUGCUGAAGGGGGCAACCUGAUCUGCUGUGACUACUGCCACAACGCCUUCUGUAAGAAGUGUAUCCUGCGUAACCUGGGGCGCAAGGAGCUGUCCAUGAUCACCGACGACGACAGUAAAUGGUCCUGCUAUAUCUGCAGCCCUCAGCCCCUCUCAGACAUCGCCUCCAACUGCUCCAACAUCAUGACCAAGCUGGAGAGCUUCUGGCGUACGGGACGCAAGAAAGAGAGGGAGGUGAAAGGGCACAGUAAGGGUAAAGGUCACCACCACCAUGGUAAAGCUGUGGUGAACGGUAAGGAGCAUUCAGACGGGUCAGGGACCCUCACCUUCUCCUAUAAGACCCUGAAAGUCCCCAAGGAGCUGGUGAAGAGGACCAAGAAGCUGAUUGAGACGACCACAGGGCUCAACAACACCUUCAUCCAUUUCAUCCAGCAGGCUGAGGAGGAGCAGGGAGCAGGAGGAGGUGGCAGCGGGACCAGACACAGACACCUCAAGGCCUUCAGGUCUGUUCUGGCUGACCUGAAGAAGGCCCACGCUGCCCUAGAGAAGGACUUGGAGUCACAGUUCACUUCCCAGGGCCAGGGGAUGCAGAACGGGGAUGCUGUCUCCAACACCGACGGCCAUGAUCAGAUAGGCAAUGGGCAAGAGGCAGAAGAGGACAAAAUGGCCGACACGGAGGAUGGGGGUGUGUCAGAGGACACAGAGCUGGAAGGGAGCCCCACCCCCACGCCUCAGGACCACUCAGAGACAGACAGCCAGGCUAAAGACCAGACAGCGGUGAAAAUGGAGGAGGAGGAGGAGGAUGGAACAGAGGAAGAGGCUGACCGGGAUAAAGACAUCGUGUCCGUCGGGCCGUCCGUCCCUGACGAGCUCUUCCAGAUGGUCAAGAGUCUAGCGGACUCCACAGGGUUAACGCCCGGUAACGACGCCACGGAACUCACAGCGGCUAGCCAAUCAGAGAACCCCGCCGCUGGCUCAACCAGGAAGUCACAUGAUACCCAGAAGGAGAAGGCCAUGCCCAAGGUUAAGAACCUGAUCCUGAAACUGACGCCUGUUCCCAUGGUUACCACACGCGCCUCCAGGUCUAAGAGCAAUGAUAAGGAUGGAGGGAAGGAGAGGAGUAAGGAUGGAGGGAAGGAGAGGAGUAAGGAUGGAGGGAAGGAGAGGAGUAAGGAUGGAGGGAAGGAGAGGAGUAAGGAUGGAGGGAAGGAGAGGAUUAAGGAUGGAGGGAAGGAGAGGAUUAAGGAUGGAGGGAAGGAGAGGAGUAAGGAUGGAGGGAAGGAGAGGAGUAAGGAUGGAGGGAAGGAGAGGAUUAAGGAUGGAGGGGAGGAGAAGGAGAGGAGUAAGGAUGGAGGGAAGGAGAGGAGUAAGGAUGGAGGGAAGGAGAGGAGUAAGGAUGGAGGGAAGGAGACGAGUAAGGAUGGAGGGGAGGAGAAGGAGAGGAGUAAGGUUGGAGGGGAGGAGACGAUUAAGGAUGGAGGGGAGGAGAAGGAGAAGAGUAAGGAUGGCGGGAAGGAGAGGAGUAAGGAUGGCGGGAAGGAGAGGAGUAAGGAUGGAGGGGAGGAGAGGAGUAAGGAUGGAGGGAAGGAGAGGAGUAAGGAUGGAGGGAAGGAGAGGAGUAAGGAUGGCGGGAAGGAGAGGAGUAAGGAUGGCGGGAAGGAGAGGAGUAAGGAUGGAGGGAAGGAGAAGGAGAGGAUUAAGGAUGGAGGGAAGGAGAGGAGUAAGGAUGGCGGGAAGGAGAGGAGUAAGGAUGGCGGGAAGGAGAGGAGUAAGGAUGGCGGGAAGGAGAGGAGUAAGGAUGGCGGGAAGGAGAGGAGUAAGGAUGGAGGGAAGGAGAAGGAGAGGAUUAAGGAUGGAGGGAAGGAGAGGAGUAAGGAUGGAGGGAAGGAGAAGGAGAGGAGUAAGGAUGGAGGGAAGGAGAGGAGUAAGGAUGGAGGGAAGAAGGAGAGGAGUAAGGAUGAGGGUAAGGAGGUGGAGGGAGGUGGGGCCUCCGAGGAGGACAGCCGAUGCUCUAGCCGCACAAAGACCACACCCCUCAGGAAGUCAUCGGAGGGGAAAAACAAGAUGUCUGCCUCCUCUCAGGAGAACAGCGACUCAGAAGGCGAGGAGAAGAGCCCCAGCAAGCUGAAGAGGAGAACCGUGGGCAGCUCCGAGAAGAAACGGGGGAACGAGGAGGAGAAGGAAGGGAAAGAGAGCAAGGUCUCCUCCAUGCUGACCUCUGACCCUUCUAAACAGGACGUGGACUCCGAUUCUGACGAGGUUCCAGACAUCCUGGUCCAGACUGCAGCGGCGGAACACAGCUCGGACGAGGAUGUGCAGCAGGACGCCGACAGUAACCAGGGCAACAAGCGCGUCAAGAAGUGCCUGUUCAAACUCAGCAAGAAAGACGGGGAGGAUGAGGAGGAUGAGGUGGUGGAGGAGGAGGUGGGAGAGGAGGAUGAGGUGGUGGGAGAGGAGGAUGAGGUGGUGGGAGAGGAGGAUGAGGUGGUGGGAGAGGAGGAUGAGGUGGAGGAGGAGGAGGUGGGAGAGGAGGAUGAGGUGGAGGUUGGAGAGGAGGAGGGAGAGGAGGUUGGAGAGGAGGAGGGAGAGGAGGUUGGAGAGAAGGAGGGAGAGAAUGACAAGGAGAAGACUGACAAGAAGCCGGCAACCAAACGCAAACUGAAAGCCGACGACUCCGACAACUCAGAGUCUGACUCCGAUGAAUACGCGAAGAAGAAAAAGAAGUCCUCCACGGCUUCUGCCAAAAAGACAUCCAAGAAGAAGAAGAAGAACUCGGGCGGCUCCUCUAACUCCGACUCUGACCUGGAAAAGGAGAUGAAGGGACUCAGCAAACUGGGGCCGGGGAAACGGAGGAGCAGCCGCGUGAAGAAAGAAAGAAAGGAGAAGGAGAACAAGGGCGGGGAUCGGAGGCGGUCGUACGAACUGAAACGCAAAGCCAGAGGUCGAGGAGCCAAGCAACAAGAUUCAUCGUCUGAUGACAUGGAGGAGGAAGAGGAGGAGGAGGGAGGAGGGUCUGGAGAGGAGAGUGGAGACCAGCAGAAGAUUAAACCCAUCGUGGAGGAGACGGUGGUAGCAGGGAGGGGAACCUUCCACCAGUCCUCAGGAGAAGAAGGUAACCAGGACGCUUCUCAGAUGGCUGUUGAUGAUGAUGAUGAUGAUCCAGAGAACAGAAUUGCCAAGAAGAUGCUGCUGGCCCAGAUCAAGGCCAACUAUUCUUCAGGAGCGGAGGAGAGCUCUGACGAGGACGGAGACGAGAAGGAACAGAGGAAGGGAGGAGAGGAGGAGGAGGAGGAGGAGGCAGAUGACAACGAUGAGGAGGAGGAGGAGGAGGAAGGGGACUCUGGCUCUGACGUGGAUGUGAAGAAGAGUGGGGGGCGUCGCCACCGGCUGCUCCGCCACAAACUGACGCUGAGCGAGGGAGAGUCAGGAGAGGAGAAGGAGAAACCAGCCAGCAAGGGGAAGAAGGAGACCAAGAGGACCAGACGGAAAGUGGGUAGUGAUGACUCAGCAGACUUAGACUCUGAGGAGUCCGCUAGCAGCAGUGAGUCAGGAGUUAGUGAAGAGAUCAGUGAGGAGUCAGAGGAGUCAGAGGAGGAGUCAGAGGAGGGCAGCAGUCGCAGGAGGACCACACGCUCCUCCAAGAAGAAGAAGAAGAAGAAGGAGGAGAGGAGCUACGCCCAGAAGAAGAAACGACGCCGCAUCAAGGUCCAGGACUCUUCAUCCGACGAGAAGAGCGGGUCAGGAGAGGACGGCUCGGGGAAGGAGGAUGGAGACACACCUAAAGGACAGAGGAAGAAGAUCAGAAAAAUCCUCAAGGACGACAAGCUGAGGACGGAAACGAGGGAUGCCCUGAAGGAGGAGGAGGAGAGGAGGAGACGCAUCUCGGAGAGGGAGCAGCUCAGGGAGAAACUCAGAGAGACUCUAUAUGUCCCUCCCGACCAGGUACUCGUGGUGGAGGAGGCGUCCGCCGUGGCUUGUCCAAUCACAACCAAGCUGGUGCUGGAUGAGGACGAGGAGACCAAGGAGCCCAUGGUGCAGGUCCACCGCAAUCUGGUCACUAAACUCAAACCACACCAGGUCGACGGGGUCCAGUUCAUGUGGGACUGCUGUUGUGAGUCGGUGAAGAAAACCAACAAGAACUCUGGUUCUGGAUGUAUCCUGGCUCACUGUAUGGGCCUGGGGAAAACACUGCAGGUGGUAACCCUACUCCACACACUACUGCUGUGUGAAAAGUUAGACUUCUCCACGGCUCUGAUCGUCUGUCCUCUCAACACGGUGCUCAACUGGCUCAAUGAGUUUGAGAAGUGGCAGUACGGCUUCAAGGAUGAGGAGAGUUUAGAGGUGACGGAGCUGGCCACGGUGAAGCGACCUCAGGAGAGAGCGGCUGCUCUGCAGCAGUGGCAGGAGGAUGGAGGGAUCAUGAUCAUUGGCUAUGAGAUGUACCGUAACCUCACACAGGGUAGAAACAUCAAGAGCAAGAAACUCAAAGAGACCUUCCAGAAGACCCUGGUUGACCCAGGCCCAGACUUUGUGAUCUGUGAUGAGGGCCACAUCUUGAAGAACGAGGCGUCGGCCAUCUCUAAAGCCAUGAACUCCAUCAAGACCCGACGGAGAGUGGUGCUCACCGGCACACCGCUGCAGAACAACCUCAUAGAGUACCACUGCAUGGUGAACUUCAUCAAGGAGAACCUGCUGGGGUCAGUGAAGGAGUUCAGGAACCGCUUCGUCAACCCCAUCCAGAACGGGCAGGCAGCAGACUCCACGGACCAGGACGUACGGAUCAUGAAGAAGAGGGCUCACAUCCUCUACGAGAUGCUCAACGGAUGUGUACAGAGAAGAGACUACUCUGCCCUGACCAAGUUCCUGCCUCCUAAACAUGAGUACGUUGUGUCCGUCAGAGUCACACCCAUCCAGUGUACUCUAUACCGACACUACCUGGAGCACCUAACAGGUGCGGGGAACGCGGUGGAGGGGGGUCGGGGUCGAGCCGGCACCAAACUGUUCCAGGACUUCCAGAUGCUCAGCAGAAUCUGGACCCAUCCCUGGUGCCUGCAGCUGGACUACAUCAGCAAGGAAAACAAGGGGUACUUUGACGAAGACAGCAUGGAAGAGUUCAUCGCCUCGGAGACCGAUGAGUCUUCUAUGAGCAUGACCUCUGAAGACGAGAAGCAGAAAAAGAAGAAGAAGCGGGGGAAAGCCAGGAAGAAGGACAGCGACUCAGACAGUGAUGCUCUGGAGGUGAUAAAGGAAUGGAACACCAGCUCCCGCGGAGGAGACCCUUCCAGCCGCAACCGGGCGGAGCCAGAGGAGGAAGUGCGUCCAGCCUCCAGCCCUGGCACCAGGAGUCCCGACUGGCACAAAGAGUUUGUUACGGAGGCCGACUCUGAGAUCCUGGAGCAUUCUGGGAAGAUGGUGCUGCUGUUUGAGAUCCUCCGUAUGGCCGAGGAGGUGGAGGACAAAGUUCUGGUGUUCAGUCAGUCUCUGAUCUCUCUGGACCUGAUUGAAGAUUUCCUGGAGCUGGCUGGCCGAGCCAAAGAGGAAGAGAAACAGUCUCCCUACAAAGGUGAGGGGAAGUGGUUCCGGAACAUAGACUACUACCGCUUGGACGGCUCCACCAACGCCCUGAACCGGAAGAAGUGGGCAGAGGAGUUCAAUGACUACAGCAACGUCCGAGGUCGGUUGUUCCUGAUCUCGACCAGGGCUGGUUCUCUGGGCAUCAACCUGAUAGGAGCUAACCGGGUCAUCAUCUUUGACGCGUCCUGGAACCCGUCGUACGACAUCCAGAGUAUCUUCAGGCUCUACCGCUUCGGACAGCUCAAGACCUGCUACGUCUACCGAUUCCUGGCUCAGGGUACUAUGGAAGAGAAGAUCUAUGACCGCCAGGUGGCUAAACAGUCUCUCUCCUUCCGAGUGGUGGAUCAACAGCAGAUCGAGAGACAUUUCACCAUGAAUGAGCUGACCGAGCUCUACGCCUUUGAACCUGACCUUCUGGAUGAUCCCACUGGCAAGAAGAGCAAGAGGACCACUCCUAUGCUACCAAAGGACCCCUUCCUAGCUGAGCUGCUCCACAGCAAUAAGGAGCAGAUUGUGGGCUAUCAUGAACACGACUCCCUGCUGGAUCACAAGGAAGAGGAGGCUCUCAGCGAAGAGGACCGCAAAGCAGCCUGGGCCGAGUACGAGGCGGAGAAAAAGGGUCUGUCUAUGCGUGUGAACCAUGGAGCGUACGGAGGACAGAUGGACAUGGGAGGAGCUAACAGCUACUUCCCCUUCAACGUUGCCGCACUGGCCUCUAUGUCCAACCCCCAGCUGGAGGAGUUGAUCAACCAGGGCCGUCAAAAGGUGAUGGAGGCCACCAACUCUCUCAAGUUCCUCCCCAGAGAAUCUCUAGAGGACACCAUCGGGAGAGUGUGGAAGGAGAACCCGGCCCUAACGGAGGCCCAGGUCCAGGCCAUGGCUCUGGGGAGACAGGCCAGUGUAGAGAUGGAACUCAAACGAAGAGAAGCUGUCUACAGAGACGUCCUCAAUAAGCAACAGACUCUGAUGAUGUACGUUCAGAAGGUGAUCACCAACAGGAAGGUGAGAGAGCAGCAGAUGGCCAUGGCCAACCAGGCCCAGCUGAUGAGCCAGAUGAACGGCAUGCUGGGAGCUGGAGGGAUGAGCCAGAUGGAACUCUUGGGGUUGUACCAACAGCUGGGGGCGCUACAGGGUCAUCCCACGCACCCCUCCAUGGGCGGCAAGAACCCCGGCCCCUCCAAGGGCAACCUGUAAGGGGAGGUGGGACCAGGGCGUGCCCUACAUAGUCCCCUAUCUAUUCUCUACGUAGUGCACUAUCCACUAUUCAUAUUGGCUCUGGUCAAAAGUAGUGCACUAUUUAGGCAAUAGGGUAUCAUUUGGGACUCAGACCCACUCACUCCCCCCUCACUGUCUCACUCAGUAGGCUGCUCCCUAAUGCUGCUUCGUCUCCUAUGUAGUGCACUAGAUGGAGCCCGGUGCCCUAGGGUUUUGGUUAGAAGUAGUGCACUACGUUAGGGGAUAUAGGGGUGUGUUCUGGGACGUUACCCGUUGUCUACGACCCUUCUUCACUGGGGAGAGACGACACAGAGAGAAGGGUCCCCUCACCUCUCCCUCCUGUCUCCUGAAGAAGCAGGGAAUGAAAUGACUUGUAUAGGGACUAUAUGAAGAGGUUUUAGAAAUGUCAUAUGAAAUGGUGUACAUACCGCCUUAAUGUUAUUCAAGUUCUGUCUUCAGUUUUCAUGUAUUUAAAAUAACGUAAGGAAAAGGGAACUGUUUUUGUCCCAAUGCUUUUAAGCAUUACCUUAUUGUUUCCCCUUAAAGAAGGGUUUGAUUAAUAGAUGAUUCUGUAAGUUGUGUUUUGAUACAGUUUUAAUGAACGUCUGUCUAAAGACCCCCAGAGACCGUAGUGCUGACUAACGGGGGACUGUUUUAGG